GGCAAGAGGUUGUAGGGAGUGAGGCUGAAGGGAUGGGCGYUGUACGGGAAAGCUCUGGCGGGRAGCCGACUUCUUCGGAGAAGAAGCGCGAGCGAYAGAGGAUGGUGCGAGAGGAGGUGGYGGAGGAAACCCGCCGCAYGAAGAGGAUGAAAGGGCAAUCGAAGGCGGUGAUGGGCGGGGAUGGAGGUGAUGUCGGAGAACGUGCCUCGGGAAAGAGGGCGCCUGGGAUGCGUGGCGGACAAGAACAUGGAGUCGGAAAGACGCCGUCGAAGGAAGAGGGUGCGGCGACAAGUAAGAAAGCGAGGAGGCCCGGCGGUUUGACCAUCCGUGAAGGACAAGCCAUGGGUGGAGGAGAUUCGGCUCAUCCAGGCGUUGCGGCCAUAGGAGAACCUGCGGGGAAAUCCAAAAGGAAAGUGGCAGCUGAAGAAGGCGAUGGCCAGAAGAAACCUCGAAGGAGGAAGACUGUUGAGGCAGCGAGCGGUAGCGGACGGCCGGCUGUCGGUGGGUACUGCGACGAAGCGGCAGCGUUCUGGCCCGAAUACGAGCGGAAUGAUGACGGUGAGAUCAUGGAGAAGGAACUCCCCGUCCAACUUCUCAUCAACCCCAGGAAUGUCUGCGACAUCCCGCCUUGGGAAAGAGAUUACAACCACUGCAGUCUCAGUCGUGAAAGUGUAGACGACAUACAGGCUGCGAUGCUAAUUCAGCACCACGGGGAAAAGGGGAAGAUAUGGACAAAAAACCCUUUGGUUUUGGCACCCAUCUACAAGUCGGUGGCGCGUAGGCCGGAGAAAGCUGACAGGGUUCACAAAGACGUCUUCAAGCCAGAGGACAAGGACAAGUACUGCUAUACCCCUGUCAACGGACAACACACCAUGGCUGCUGUGAAGGAGCUGGUGGAUGAGCCAAUAUUCAAUUUGUGGAAGAUGCACUCGUGGCCGGCGAGAGUAGUGUGGUUCUCCGACGAAGAUUUCGGGGAGUAUGUGCAGGUCAAACUCAACGAGAACACGAGACACAAGAGGUCUAAGCAGCGAUCGCAGAAGGCCGCGUUCGAGGACAUGCAGCAGGCAUGGGAGAAAGAAGGUAGGCCGGUGGCCAUUCAAGGGAACCCUUCCGGCAAGGAGGCCGAAAAACGAGCGUUCUUCAAAUUCCAAAAGCUGCUUUUGGGAAAGAGCUCGAACGACGCCCACUGGACGUUGGCAAAAAAAACGCUAACGCUCGCCGACAAGGAGUACGUAGCUGCUGUUGGCAAUGCAUUGAGGCAGUGGAUGCCGCUCGUGACGGCCGGUGACAACGUUUUUCGUAAAUGCAUGGAGUUUUCCGAGAAAUGGGCGGAGGGGAAGUUGUUGGGCGGCGACGGGAAGACGCCAUUGUCGAGGCCGGGCAAAUACAUGCCAGACAAAUCUCCGGGUCUUCAACCAAUUCCGGAAAUGGGCUCGAAAGGGAYGGCUGGUGAAACGAAGAUGGGGUGGCUGGUCCGGGUCCCGCCGCCUCCGACCAAAAAGAAAACGCAAGCGAACGACAAGUUUUUCGUGGUCGUGAAGGAGCCGGACAUGUUCUGUUGGAAGUGUCUCGCCGACAUGACCGAUGCCGAAAAACUGUCGAUCCUCUACGACAUUCUCGCACUUAGGAGAGUAGACUAUGAUUACGAACCUUGUGACAAGCUCCCUGUGGACCAUGAUACCUAUGAGAAUGACAAACUCUUCUUCUUCGGCAAGCAUCAUCGGUUCACGCCGGAGGAUGUUUGGCGACACAACGUCGUCUGGCACCCGAGGAUAUUCCAACCUGCAGUGAAGAAUGGAAGGUGGGUCAUGGCAAUGAAGGAAGGCGAUGGCAAGUGGAGUGGAAUGAACAGACUUGGAGCGGGUCCAUUUAAGAAAAAGGCGAGAGGUGCUCUGGUGGACCAUUUGAGGGUUAUGAACCCCGACAGGAGCCUGCCGGACGUCGAUGCGUAUGCAGUCCAAAAGCUAGAUGAGUUGUACGACAAAAAAAUGUUGGAGUUUCGUGCGCCUUUCUACGCACUGGAGACGGCACCGUCUCGUGGCACUGACUGGCRCAUGCCGCAAUGUCCGUCGAGCGGUCAGCAUCCGGGGAGCGGUGGAGGAGGAGACGAAGGAGACAACGGAGGUGAUGGAGGAGACGGCUCACGAUUUGUCGGAAAGGGGACGGGCGAAACAUCGUCGGGAGAAAAGGCGUCCGACGGAAAGGGGUCAGUCGGAAAGGGGUCGAGUGGAAAGGGGUCGAGCAGAAAGGGGUCGAGCGGAAAGGGAUCGGGCGGGAAGGGGUCGGGCGGGAGGGGGUCGGGUGGGAAGGGGUCGGGCGGGAAGCGAAAAACGUCUGGGAGUCCCCAGCAUAGGGAAACUUAUAGCCACUGCCUAGGGAGUCGUGAUUCUGACAUGCGAGACGUGGCCACCUUGAGGUCUGAUCAAGUGCGAGUAGAUUCGCACUUGUCUGCAAGGACUUUGUUUCCCUAUACCGAGGAGAGUCCAUCCCGCCGUGCGCAGCAGAGGUCUCCUAUGCACAACACCUUGCUCCUGGAAGAGGGCGAACAUUUGCGUCAUCCGGCAACAUUUCAUGAACUGCGAGACCAUUCCUUGAUGGGAACUGCGUCUUCGUUUUACUGGCGGUUUGGCGACGUGCUGGAGGGGCCCACUGCAGGAGUGUUGGAGACCGGGGGUGGCGAGUACGAACGUCAUGCUUCGGAGGGCUUGCCAGUCGACGUUGACAGCAAGAGUGCAGCGGCUCCUGGGGAAGUGGAGCGCUCUCCGGGAGCGCCGAAUGCUGUACAGCGGGAAGUGGAGACUCAACAAUGGGAGUCUCGCAAAGUGUUGGGGACCGAGGGUAGCGAGUAUGAACAUCAUGCUUCGGAGGGUGCGUCCCUGGACACUAACAGCGAGAGUACAGUAGCUCCGGGGGAAAUGUGUGCUCUGCAGCGGGAAGAGGAGACUCGACACYGGCCGACUCGCGAAGUCGUCAAGGAGAUCGACGCAGGAGUGUUGGUGAUCAGGACGUCCGAAGAGGUUUUGCAGUCUUUCGGCUGUGGCCACGACGCGAGAGGGUGCAGAGAACCCGUGGUGGAAGGCGGUGGGGUGACGGUCGACAUCCAGAUGGAUCCACAACGGAAAUAUGAUAAUUCUUCGCUCACCCGUUUCGUUGAAGAACAGGGUGAUCGAGCGUCCGUCCUCAGUACCGGUCGGGAAAUGGUAGUUCAUGAAACCAUCGAGCUGGUUAGCAACUCAGGCGUCGCCCAGGUACACAACUUCGAAUCCUCCGUGGAAGGCAGUGAGGUGGCCGUCAGCGUCAAGAUGGAUCAAGAGCAGAAAGAUCAUGAUUCUCCGUCCUCCCGUUGCGGUGAAGAACAGGGUGAUCGAACGUCUGUCCUCAGUACUGGUCCGGAAAUGGUACUUCAUGAAGCCAUCGACUUGCCUAGCGAUUCAGCUGUCACCGAGCUGGUUAGCGACACAGCCGUGGCCGAAGUGCAGAACGUCGAAUCCUCCAUGGACGUUGGCGCAGUGGUGCGAUAGGAGGGUGAAUUCCCUCAAAGGGCGCCCGACCACGAUAAGAUUUGUGAAUAGCAGCACUCGCAUA
Chara braunii is the source of this 3585-nucleotide messenger RNA. NCBI's taxonomy places the organism in Eukaryota, Viridiplantae, Streptophyta, Charophyceae, Charales, Characeae. The record is from the annotation of a GenBank genome assembly.